AUGCAAAGAGUCGAUCAGAAUCUGGAAUUGGUGUUCCCGCCGGAAGUUAACCCUGCUUCAUACGCCUGGGCUUUCCUGUCACAGGCGCAGCAGGAAAACAGCUCUAGGGAUGUCUUGGAUCUUUUCCUCGAGCCGGGUUCGCCAUCUCGGUCGCCCCUGCUAGACGCCAGCCACCCGCGCAAGCAACGUGAUAUAAAGAUGGCACAAGACAUCUUUUCUUAUCCUAUCGGGCAUGACUUCACCUCCAGCCAGUCGUCAGUCAAUUAUGCCAGCAGCGUGCAGUCGGACGACUUCUGGAUCGCAGAGGGCACCGCAUCAGAAGUCCCUGCCACCACGCCGGCCGGUGUAAAUACAGUGGAUCGAAGACAUCGGCGACGCGAGCAGAAUCGCAAAGCCCAAAGCAAUUUCAGGCAGAAGAGGAAGGAAGAGGUGCGCGGGCUCCAGCGCGAGGUGGAGGAACUCCGAGCUCAACUUGCCGCUUAUCACAGGAGAGGCCCGACGGCUAAUCUGACUAUAUGCACGAAGUGUCGGACCUUUUAUCCUGCGGCAGCCGCGGAUGCGUCGCAGCUUUCCAAGGAUGCAGACAUCUUCGGCUAG
This is a messenger RNA of Cladophialophora yegresii CBS 114405, 597 nucleotides long. RefSeq lists its product as uncharacterized. The coding region runs from base 1 to 597 and encodes 198 amino acids. Gene Ontology annotation, molecular function: DNA-binding transcription factor activity. The record is from RefSeq and is a predicted model, not a curated record. NCBI's taxonomy places the organism in Eukaryota, Fungi, Ascomycota, Eurotiomycetes, Chaetothyriales, Herpotrichiellaceae. Gene Ontology annotation, biological process: regulation of DNA-templated transcription. The transcript has a single exon.